AUGGCGGCAAUGUCAUUAGGUUUCAUAGUGAUGGUGACUCCGUGGACAAUACAAGAAGUUGUGGUGGCUUGUACUGGAACCAAGAUGCCAGACUUUCUUGACUUCAUUGUGACAUGGAUGGCACUAAGCAACAGCUUUUGGAAUCCUUUCUUGUAUUGGUUGCUUAAUAACAACUUUAGAAGAAUUAGCAAAGAAUUGUUCUUAACUAAGGUGCUAUGUCGAGGAAAGAAAAGUCCAACUCAGUGCUGUACAGUUCCAACACCUCUUAGCCGUGACUUAGAGGAGAAAUACUGGGGAGAAAUCUUAGAAAGAGCUGUUUCUACUUCAAGUCUUGGAAAAUGUCCACCUCCUCCACCUCCUCCUCGAGCGAAAUGA
Messenger RNA from Nezara viridula (southern green stink bug), 375 nucleotides. The record is from the annotation of a GenBank genome assembly. Lineage: Eukaryota; Metazoa; Arthropoda; Insecta; Hemiptera; Pentatomidae.